Penicillium olsonii is the source of this 672-nucleotide messenger RNA. The record is from the annotation of a GenBank genome assembly. NCBI's taxonomy places the organism in Eukaryota, Fungi, Ascomycota, Eurotiomycetes, Eurotiales, Aspergillaceae.
AUGAAAGACAGAUGGUGUCUACGAUCUUGCAGAGCAAGGGAAUUUGCGCUGCAAUUUCGAAGAUCACAACACUUCCUCACUGCUAGCGGAAAGCCUCGAACAGAAGUCGCCUUGCCCAGCCAAGCUCCACCAUCCGGCGUGGCCCAAUAUGCACCGUCAGUACUCCAUAUCCUCCAAUUAGUCCCUGAGUAUGGAUAUUUUGACAAGGAUAUUAUCACCAGAACAACCCUCGAUCAAAUUGCGAACUGGGCCCGACAAAGCUCCUUAUAUCCGAUGACCUUCGGGCUUGCCUGCUGUGCGGUGGAAAUGAUGCAAAUGGCUGGCCCACGGUAUGAUGUCGACCGCUUGGGGCUGCUUUUUCGGGCUUCUCCGAGGCAGUCGGACCUGAUGAUUGUUGCGGGCACCGUGACAAACAAAAUGGCACCUGCACUUCGGCAGGUGUAUGAUCAGAUGCCGGACCCAAGAUACGUUAUCAGUAUGGGCAGCUGUGCGAAUGGCGGUGGUUACCAUCACUAUAGUUAUUCCAUCGUUCGAGGCUGCGAUCGGAUUGUGCCUGUUGAUGUCUAUGUUCCUGGGUGCCCACCAACGUCGGAAGCUUUGAUCUAUGGAAUUUUCCAAAUUCAGAAGAAGAUACGGAGGACUCAGACGACACGCAUGUGGUACAGGCGAUAG